AUGGCCCGUGAAGCGUUUACCGAUCCCUCCGCGAAUUUUUCAGAUACAAAUUCUUGUACUUGCUGGCCUACAGUAGUCACCCCAUUCAUAGUUCCAAAUGUUCCAAACACGUUCUUCUACAUCCCCGACUUCAUAGAUGCCCAAACAGAGUCGGAACUUCUGCAAAACAUUUAUGCUGCUGGAAAGUGGCAGUAUCUUGCCCAUCGCCGAUUGCAAACUUGGGGCGGAACACCUCAUCCUAAAGGCAUGAUAGCCGAAAAGAUUCCUGAAUGGCUUCAUAGUUUGAUGGAUAGAAUUUCCGAUUUGGGUGUCUUUGGUCCUCAUCGGGCCAACCAUGUGCUGAUUAAUGAGUACAAACCUGGGGAAGGAAUUAUGCCCCAUCACGAUGGACCACUCUAUUAUCCGUUUGUUACAACUGUGAAUCUUGGUGGACAUAGUGUUUUGGACUUCUAUAACCCAAUCACCGAUGAUACUACUGAUGCGUCUUUCAAAUCGCGUUAUAUUGGGUCGGCGUUACUAAUGCCUCGAAGUCUGAGUAUGGUCACCGGCAGUCUUUAUACUUACUACAUGCACGGAAUCGAGGGAAAGAGAGUUGAUUACCUUCCCCAGAUUAAAGGCGAUUUUGAUUCUUCCGUUUUUGCUGACGAUGAUAUUGAGAAGAAAAUACUCAAUCUUUCUCAAAUUCCCCUCUGGGAGGACUUAGCCGAUCAUCUUGAACGGAAAACUCGAAUUUCUAUCACUAUUAGGCACGUCCCAAAUACUCGGAAGGUCAAUAUCUCCCGAAUACUUAAGGGUACUUUCCCUUAG
Molecule: messenger RNA, 807 nt
Organism: Rodentolepis nana
Lineage: Eukaryota; Metazoa; Platyhelminthes; Cestoda; Cyclophyllidea; Hymenolepididae
Source: the annotation of a GenBank genome assembly